AUGACAAUCCUAUAUCAAGCGAUCUCGACGGCAAUUGUGAGCUACGUUUGCCUGACGUUGGGCAUAAUGUACACAUGGCCAUCCUCCACCCUGCUACUUUUCUCGUCCGAAAACACAACGCUGAACCGGCCCAUGACAGAAACCGAGGUGUCACUCUUCGGUAGCCUUUCCUUUAUUAGCGCUAUGAUCAGCACACCUUGCUCCGGAUACCUUUUGGAUAAGUUGGGCAGAAAAUACAGCUGCAUGUUGUUCUCAUUGCUUCAAGUGCUUUCCUGGGUAAUUGUGACAGUUUGCUACAAAGUGGAGGCAAUCAUCGCAGCAGUCGUCUUGUCGGGACUAACUGGCUGUAUGUUGCUCGUAGUGCCCAUCUAUAUAAGCGAGUUCUGCCAGGAGUCCAUCAGAGGGACGAUGACGUCAGCUGCCAUGGUCUUCUACGGGAUAGGGAUGCUCGUUUCUUACCUCAUGGGCGGAUAUUUAGCUUACGACACGAUGAAUUACUCCUGCUUGUCCAUGACUGUACUUGGGGUGGUGUUACUUAUGCUUAUGAAGGAGUCGCCGAUACAUCUGAUGUCGAAAGGUCUAGAAAAGGAAGCCGCAAGAGUCAUUGCAUACUACAGAGGUGUUAAAAUAACUUCCAAAAUAGUUGAAGAAGAAAUGCAAAUGCUUCGGAGGGCGCUGAAUCCGGAAAUGGACGAUUUAACCCCCGAAGUGGAAAAACUACAGCCCUCACUGGAGAACAAACCCAAGAUGUCUGUGUGGAAGUUCAUUAAAAAAUCUCGAUCAACCCGACAAGCCUUAAUGGUGUCCAUCGUUUUGUACACAUCUGCGGUCUUUCAAGGUCUAAUGGUGGUACAGGUGUACGCAGAGCCUUUGUUCGCGGAAGCGGUUCCUACCAUGUCCCCGGUUAUCUGCAGCGUUGUAUCCGCUGCCGUGACAAUCGUUUCCGGUUUCAUUGCUGCCUUCUUAGUCGAAUGGGCAGGGAGACGGUCGCUGAUGAUCUACGCUUCAAUAGCAUCGGGUGUGUGCUGCCUGAUUCUCGGGACCCAGAUACAUCUGCACUGGGGCCCGCACUGGAUGACAGCGUUGUUCAUCUACUUGUUCGUAAUUACAUACACGUGCGGUGCUGGCACUGUUCCUUACGUGCUGGUCGCUGAGGUGUUCUUGCCUGAGAUAAAGAGCUUGGCUUCUAUGAUAGCUGUGGAGUGGAACUUUAUUUGCAGCUUCGUCGUGCUUUUCAUAUUCAAUCCGUUAGUUACGGCCAUCGGGUUGGGUCCAGUCUUCUAUAUCUUCAUGGUCGCCUGCUUCCUCUCAGCUAUAUUCUGUUUCUUCUUCUUACCGGAAACUAAAGGCCUGACUGUCGACGUCAUUCAGAAUCUCUUUGCAAAGAAACGUACUCAAGAACACUGA
This is a messenger RNA of Parnassius mnemosyne (clouded apollo), 1407 nucleotides long. NCBI's taxonomy places the organism in Eukaryota, Metazoa, Arthropoda, Insecta, Lepidoptera, Papilionidae. The record is from the annotation of a GenBank genome assembly.